AUGCGUUGGGGUGUGCCGAAUGUUACUCAACUAGAUCAUCUUGGUCCACAAACAUGUUAUGAUGAAGUUGAGCACUGCAAGUUUCUUUCAGUUGGUCCGACUUUUAUUACUGUACUUGGCCAGCGUUAUGGCGAAUAUGAAAUUCCAGUAACAGUCAACUCAUCUGAGAUGGAACUUAUAAAAGAAUGGUCGAAAAAGAUUUGCGGAGUAUCCUCAAAAUGUAUUGAGGCGUUUGAAGAAUGGUAUUUAUGUGACAAAAAUGAUAUAAAUCAGGCUUACCAUUUGAAGCCAAUAGUUGAAGCAUUCCAAUUGGGAGAUAGUAGGUUUGUUGAAAAUGCCAAACAACGGUGGUAUGAGGAUCGUAAAGCUAUGCAGCUUGGCAUGAGUCAAAUAAUACCAGUUUUAAUUGAACGUGGGUUAAUAUCAAACCAAGAAGCAUUAAAAUACUCUCUCUCAGUUACCGAACAUGAGAUAGUAUUGGGUAUACUGAAUGCGGAUGAUUCAGAUAAACGAAAAUGUGCAGCAUUUACAAGAACUAUUAAAGAAAUUGAUGAAGUACUGCAAAGUACACAAGCAAAUAAAUUUCUAGACAUAAAUCGCAAUGGGACAUUAGAUGAGACACGUUUUGAACAGAUAAGUGAUUUAAGAAAUGUUACUUUAGCUGCUAUUUUAAGAGAAAAUAAUAUCCGCAAUUAUGAAAUCCCAUGGUCAGUUAUUGAAAAUGAUGGAUUAGAACGCACGUUAUAUUUACGAAAAUUCGGUAUGGAUUUUGAGUCCAAAAUAAUUUCACUCAUUGAUAAAGCAGUAUCAGAAAUGUCAAAUUUCGAAAAUGAUGAAUUAUACGUUGAAGUCUUACAACAUUUAAAUCAGUGUAAUGAAUUUAUUCAAGAAUUUCAUGGUCGUAGUAAUGUAUUAGAAGUUGUAAAACGCUAUAUUCAAGGCGAUUCUACAGGUUUAGUAAAGUUAUAUUUAUGUUAUGUAACUAGUUCGGUUUAUCCAUUUGUAUUAUAUGGUCAAUCUGGUAGUGGGAAAACAUCCGUUAUGGCUAAACUUGCAGUAACAGCAAGAGAUUGGAUAAGUGAAAUUAGCAAUUCCAUAAAACAUACUAAUAGCUUUAAUCAAUUUCGUAUUCGAUCAAAGCAUAUUAAAAGUAAUAAAACAAAUCUGGAAGAAAAAGAAUCAAAUUCAACAUUUGUACCAGAUCAUUCUACAUUAUUUAAUCCCAGUGAUUCAGUCAUUGUAAUAAUACGUUUUUUAGGAACAAGUCCAGGUACUUCAACAUUACGUCAAACAUUAAAAUAUAUUUGCAGACAACUUGUUGCAAAUAUCAAUAAUAUUGGAAGUAUGAGUAAUUCUGAAACAUUUACAUUUAUUGAUCCAGAAGCGAUUCGAGCACAAGAUGAUUUUCAGUCUAUUCUUAAUACAUUUUACGAUCUAUUGGUUCAACUUUCAAAUAUGCAAAGAUACGUAUUAGUUUUUCUUGAUGCAAUCGAUCAACUUGAACCUUCAGAUGGAGCAUAUUUUCUUGGAUGGAUAAGAGUUCCUUUGCCUAGAUAUGUUAAAUUAAUCAUUUCAACACUGCCAGAUAUUGGAGGGAUAUUAGAUAAUUUUCGUUCCAGUUUUCUAUCUUAUUGCCCUUCACCUUCUACAACACAUUUACACAAUUCAGAUGAUCAAGAAAAUGAUACUACAGAUUCUACAACUUAUCCUAAUUUCAUUGAAGUUGAAGUACUUGAUGAUAGUAUGUGUGAACAAUUAUUAAAAACAAGAUUAGCCUCGAAUGGAAGAUGCUUACAACCAUUUCAAUGGAAAUUAGUUAGAAGAGCACUUUCACAUUGUCAUUUAACAUUAUUUGUUGUUCUUGUAGAACGUGUAGUAAUUCAAUGGAAAUCAUGGCAUCAACCUAAUUAUAUUUUAAACAAUGAAGAUAAUCAAAUUGAUACCAAUAAACCAUGUACAGAAGAAGAAGUUGAUUUAGCAAUUAAACAAUGGCCAAAUUUAGAACUAGCUUUAACAGUUAGAGGAGCAAUUGUACAGUUUUUUGAAUCAUUGGAACAUACACAUGGCAAAUUAUUGACCUCUCACGCAAUAUCCUACAUCACAGCUUCACGUCGUGGUAUGAGUGAAGCGGAAAUCGUGGAUUUAUUAUCUCUUGAUGAUGAAGUCUUGCGAGAUGUAUUUGAACAUCAUUUACCUCCACAAGUCCGAGCUCCACCAUUUGUUUGGACAAGACUACGGAAUGCAUUAGGAUCCAAUUUGGUUGAACGUGAAGCAGAUGGAAUCGUUGUUGUAUUUUGGUAUCAUCGUCAGUUUAUUGAAGCCGCACAAGAUUAUUAUUUGUCUGACAUUAAUCAUAGACGAAAAAUUCAUUCAAACAUUGCAGACUACUUUUUAGGUAAAUGGGCAGGAGUGAAAAAAACAUUUCAUUAUCCAAAGUAUCUUGCAGCUAAAUUGAAACUGCCACCAUCAAGUAAUGAAGAUAGAAUGGUACCAGCACAACCGUAUGUAUUCGAGGAAUCUCAAAUAAGCGGUAAAAAGAAAUUACUAUUAAAUUUAAGAAAGUUAAACGAACUGCCAUGGCAUUUGUGUCACUCAGGUCGAUUCGAAGAAUUUUACACCGAGAUAAUGUUUAAUUAUGAAUUUUUAUACAAUAAAUUACGUGGUACUUCUAGGUCCCAGUUACUAAUUGAUCUACAGCUUCCAAUACAAGCAUAUCGAACAUUUCAAAUGGAACAACUACUUUCUUCAUGUACUCAACCAGGUCGAUUGUCUGCAAAAGAUAUUCGAGCAAAACUAGGUGGAUUGAAUUCCGCACUUUUCAUCAAUCAAUCAUCAUUAUUAUCUACUUCGGAUACUACAACCAAUGCUAGUAACUUUUCUGUAGUUUAUAAUACCGAAAUGCAACCAUCUGCUCAUUUAAGACCUCCUCCACCAGAAGCUUUCAAAGUAUACAAUUGUAUUCGUAUUGCUGCUCUCAGUUUGGACUAUCAACCAUCUAGUUUACCCAUUGAUAUUUUAGGACGUCUAACCAAAAUUUAUCAACCUCCAUCAUAUUUACACCGUACGCGUAAGCGUUUAUCAACAUAUGUGCCCUUUGGAUCACGUCGUAGUGUGUCUAUGUUAAAUUCGAAACGCGAAUUAGAACAUAAACGUCGAGUGGCUGAAACAGAAACACCUAUAAAUAUUUACAGGAAUUUAUUAGAUAAACUUUUAAUUCAAUCAAGAUAUCUUGGUUGCAAACAAUGCGCUUUACUGCCACGUACAACAUGCUUUGAUUCCGGUAGUGGUUUACUGCAUACAACCUUUGAUAUUGGACUGGGUAUCGGACGUUUAAUGUCCAAUAAUUUAAUUUUAGCAGUUGCUUUAAAUGGUAAAUCAGUCAGUUGGUAUGAUUUAGAUGGUAACUUAGUAAAAACUAUAAGUUUACCUGAAGUCAAUUUAUUUUCAAUGAAAUUUUUAUUAGCUUCACAUACUGCUCCAGAUCCUAUAUCAAUAUGUGCAUUACCAGUCAAUAAAUCACCAGAACUUAACAAUACUACUAACAACCAUUAUGAGGAUAUAAAAUAUAAAGAUAAUCGUUUAAUAUCAAUUACAAAAAUUGAUUACUUCUCUGGUCGUGUGACGAAUUUAUCUACAUUAGAUGAGAAAUGGUCUGAUAUAUUCAGCAUGUCUUCACUUAUAUUAUUAACUAAUCAAUGGAUUGGAUCAUUGGUUGAUUCAACUUUUUAUUUAGGUUAUCUACCAAAAAAACAAAUGGUUAUUGAUGGUUAUACUAUUGAAAGUCAUUCAUUUUAUCAUUCGAAUUUAAGAAAUAUCAUUAGUUUCACUUUAACUGAUUUCGGUGCAUUUUUAAUUGAUACCAAAGAACACAGUGUAGUAUUUAUAUCUAUUCCAAAUGGUUUAACUAUUCAUAGUACUGUGAAACUACAAUCAAAUUUUAUCAUAUGUUUUUGUUUUACAACAACUAAUUAUGAAUCUGAGUUGAAAUUUUAUGAAAUUACUCAAAUCAAAGCGGACAAUUCAAAUGAGAGAAAUUCAUCAUUUUUAAAUGGUUCAACUGUGUGUGGUAUAAAUUUUCAUGGGCUCACUUUAUAUGAAGGCUGUUUAAAGAAUACAAUUAGUUUACAUGUAAUUCAAGCAAAUCGAUUUCUUAAUUGUUCAACACAUUUAAGUUAUUCUGAUCAUUUAGUCGCUUAUUUAUUUAAUGUACGUCGUAAAACUGCUGAAGAUUUUGGUGUGAUAUGGGAUAACAGAUAUGAAACUUAUAUUAAUUUACAACUACCAUUUAAUGUUCAACAAGAUAAUUUAAGUAAUGAUGAAGUGAAUUUAACAAAAGAAAUGUUAAAUUACACAUUCUCAUUUGGGAAAGGUGUCUCAGCCAUAUUUAGUCAUGAGAAUGACCUAUUGUUCACUACUGGGAGAGAAUGUUUUCUACUAGUUUGGAGCACUAUGACCGGACAUAUAUUAAAAAUUAUAGCACAAGGUUGCGCAGAAGGCAUUCUUUCAGGUUUGUCAGUACCUAGUCUGGAUACAGACUUUGCAAUGACCACAACAUCUUCAAUGAAAGGAACAGCGAAUUCAUCAAUGACUGGUUCUGUACUUGUCAUAUGUCAUUUUCCCGAUACAACAACACCCCAAUACAGCGAAUCACCCGAUCAAGCAAUGUUCAUCAUGUGUAAGAUAUUCAAUGUCAAAUCACUACGUAAACCAGAUAAGCAGUUAGCUGUGAUGGGUAGUCAACUGUUUUAUGCAGACGAUAAUCAUAACACAAAUUUGAAUAUUGAAGAAAUUGCAACUGGUGGUCCAUUGGUCUAUCGGUCAGCUAAUAUGUCUAUCGAAUAUGUUUAUGAAGAUGGUUUAUCAACACUUGUUUUAGUAGCUCAUAGAAAAGAAGAACGAACUAAUGUGGAUAGUUUGAUAUUAUAUGAUCUUGAUGAAGAUUCCACCAAUCCAAUUUAUUCCUGGUCUGAUAAUGAAGUCAAUGCCAAAUCAAUAGAUACCUUUUUAACAACGCAACAACUCAUAGACUGGGCUACUAGCAUAACUGAUAUUAAGGCUAUGAGUAAUGGUGAUAAGUUCCUUAAUAAUCAACCUAAUGGCAUUUCAGCAUUUCUUCAUAAAACAGUAACAAAAAUUAAUUCAUUGACAAUAUUUAAUCACAAUAAACUGUUAGACAGUUACACUUAUCUAGAUCCUAUUCAUAUGAAAGAUUAUCUACCUAAUCUUUAUGUGCCUACAUCAAACGGUCUAAUCAGUAGUUUUGGUUUAAUUCAAUCGAAAUAUGGCAUGCUAACACUGAUAAAACCAUCUUUUGAUGACGAAACAACUCAUUCUCUAUUAGUUAAAGUUUUAAUAUCUACAGUUGACAUUGACAAUAACACCUAUGAAUUUAAAAGUUUAUGGGGUGAACAACCUCGAGCAAUCAAUUUAACUCAAGCUUAUCAACAAAUUAAAACAGCUGGUGGAAUUUUAUUAGACAAACGUGAUUUACAGACAAUUACUUUGAAUCUAUUAACAUAUCGUCCGAAUCAUCCUAACCAUAUAAUUAUUGGUUUGAAUGAAUCGCAUAAAACGCUAUAUCCUGUGACUCGGUGUGAUGGAAGAAUAGUUGUUUGGUUAGGCGUUAUUAUGAUUGUAGACUUGGGGUAUCCAGAUGUAGAUAGGGUUGCAUAUGAGGAUAACGUUAAUUAUCCACAGGUUUUACACACAAUUCUACUUGAUUAUGGUCCGAAUUUAAUAUUAUUCUCAGAUGGUAUGACAGCUAUUAAUUAUCGACUGCAUAUAUAUAAUAUUGUAACUGGACAUCGAAGAUCUGAAUCAGAAAGUAAUGAAAUUGAUAAAUUUCUACAGAAAAUGAAUUCUGGUCAUUUUAAUCAGUCAGCUGAAAGCACAGCUGGUAGUAGUGACGAGACAAUUAACUUUUUAAACAAUGAACAAGAUGGGAAAAAAGCAACAGAUAAAGUAUUGGGAGAUCUUAUUGCUAGUAAAUCAGCAAAUGAAGAAAAUAUAUUUAUCCAGUCAAGUGUGUUAGCAGCUGAUGGAAAGUUAUUGAUUGGUAAAAGACAUCAUCCUGAACAGAAAAUUCAUUUGGAUUUAGCUGAUGAAUCGUCAUCUGAAAGUUAUGAUUCUGACGAUUCAGAAACCGAUUAUGGUGCAUCACCAGCUAGAUGUUUAAUUGCCUAUGAAGUAUCAACAACACAAACAGAAAUAUCAUCAUUUUCAUCAUCAUCCUUAAAAAACAUAAUGAACGAUACACGGUUGAAUCAUGUAACAGAAUAUAUGUUUGAAAAUGAGCCUUAUAUGUUAUGGUUAUCUAGAGAUACGAAAACUUUGAUUACAGUUACACCAAAUGAAUAUAUUAGAGGAUUUGAUUUAGGACUACAUCAUGAUGGAGAAUAUUAUUUAGGAUUAUUGGAGUCGGUGAAUACGGAAGAUCAGUUAGAUGAACCUAUUGGAGAAGAAGGCUGGAUAGAUAGUUCACUUUAUAAUUUGACCGAAGAUGAGAAAAAGAUGAAAAUGUUGGACUAUUUUGAAGAAUCAGGGCUAACUGAAAUGAUGAAGAACGCAAUGUUUGAAGUUGCUGAUAAAAGACCAUCUGAUCCAAUAUCAUUUAUUGCUAAAAGUCUUUUAAAACAACAUCAUUCACAAAACAAUUAA
Molecule: messenger RNA, 6657 nt
Organism: Schistosoma turkestanicum
Lineage: Eukaryota; Metazoa; Platyhelminthes; Trematoda; Strigeidida; Schistosomatidae
Source: the annotation of a GenBank genome assembly